This is a messenger RNA of Raphanus sativus (radish), 1514 nucleotides long. Its product is annotated as F-box protein At3g26010-like. Gene Ontology annotation, molecular function: protein binding. The transcript has a single exon. Bases 43 to 1395 code for a protein of 450 amino acids. Lineage: Eukaryota; Viridiplantae; Streptophyta; Magnoliopsida; Brassicales; Brassicaceae. The record is from RefSeq and is a predicted model, not a curated record.
AACACACUUCACUAGUUAAAACUUAGGAACCCUAGCUAGAGAAUGGCGAUGGCAACACAAACCCAUCUGUUGGAGGUGAUACAGACGGAGAUUCUAGCGAGAUUACCAUUGAAAACCAUCUCCAGAUUCAAAGCAGUGAGCAAGACAUGGAAAUCAACAAUCGGAUCUUCGUAUUUCCGCCGUCACUUUUUAUCUCUGCUGCAUCGAAACUCAUCAUCAUCAUCGUGGUCCCUCAUGUACGGACGAGACGAACUCAUAGUUUUCCAUGGACGCAAAACAUGUGAUGAUCUUAAUCCAAAAUCUCCAGCUCCACUCAUCCCACACUCUUUCAAACGUUACCUCUGCGGUGACUGCGACUAUGUUGAUUCUUCCGGUGGAUUGGUUUUGCUCACAGACGGAUCUGACAAAACUUACUGCUACGUCGGGAGUCCAGUCACACAGCAAUGGAUCAAAAUCCCUCCUCCUUCUCCUCCAUCUGAUCCGACAGGUGUUCAUUCUACUGUGUUUGGUUUAGUGACUCGCUUGGACGAGGACGGUGUCGUUUUGAGCUUUAAAGUGGUUAGGAUAGCUUCUUACCAAGCCACAAAUAAUUAUCUCUCGAGUGUCUUGAGUGUGUUUGUGUAUUCCUCUGAGACAGGGGUUUGGAUUUCUAAAGUGAUUCAAUGUCCCCAUCAAAUCACCAACAUGUGCUAUAUCAACCUGAAUGGUACGGUUUACUUUACUUGUCUGAGCGAACCUGGCGUACUCGCAGCUCAUGAUUUCUAUUCUGAGUCCGAUCAGUUCCGGGUUGUGCAAUUACCGGACUAUCCUGAUCACAACAAGGACUACAAACGAACCUUGACUAUAUCAGGAGGCUCUGUCAUGUAUGUCAGAACAUUGGCUAAAAAGGACGAAACUGUUUUGAAGAUUUGGAGGCUGAACAGUGAUGGCAUUGACACUUGGCAACUUUUGUGGGAAGUAGGCUUCCCGAUUGUCGGUAAUUACGCACCCGUGGCAAUGCAUCCAUUUGAUAUAAGUACUGCCUAUCUAUGGAGUCAAGGUGAUUAUCAUUGGGUAUCUUGUAACUUGCGGAAACGAGACUACACAUUCCUCGGUGAUGCAUCUAGUAAUGGUUGUUUCAUUGACGAGUCGGUUUGUAAGAAGAGUGUGGAUGAGAUAUGGCGUCCAAGAUCAUCAUCAAAUUUAGAGGAAGAAGACUUGGACUUUGAAGUUUGUAUCUGGUUAUGCCCAUUCGUGAUCCCACGGUGGAUUGAAUCGGUGCCUCGUCCUCCCCAAGCUGAGAUGAUGGAUACGACUUCACUACUUUCCUACGCUACUGCAACACAUGAGGCAAGGAUGGAGGAUAUAAGAAAUGAGGAGUACUUUUGGAUGCAGGUCGAGCAAGGUCUGAUCUGAGAUUCUGGGAGUUCAGUACAUUUUUUAUUUAUUUUAAGAUGGAGUACUAUCAAUAUGGUUUUUAUGUGAUGUCUUUUGUUAUUGUUUUAUAACGUUUCGAACUAUGCUCUGUUUUUAGA